UAAUCACAUUUACAUUUUCUCAAAGCUCAUUCAAAAAAAAAAAACAAAAAAAAACUCAUAAUAUUCAACAAAAAUGGCAAGCAACCAACAAACACCUGACAUUAGCGAGAAGGCAGCCGAGGCCGCCGGCCAGGCACAGGAGAAGAGUGAAGGAGUCAUUGCCCAAGUAAGCAGUGCAGCAUCUGGAACUGCUCAACAAGCAUCUCAGCUCCUCCAACAGACAGGAGAGUCAGUAAAAAAUUUGGCAGCAGGAGCAGCUGAUGUAGUGAAAAACACUUUGGGGAUUAACAAUGCUACCAACCCUGACAGCAUUGCGGCAAGCAGCCCAAGUGAUGCCCCAGCAGAGAACCCGAGCAAUGCCCCCGACAACCUAACCAAUGCAGCAAGCAACGCCCCAGACAACUUGACCGAGGCAGCAAAAAACUUUAGCAAUGCCUCGGACAAUCUGAGCAAUGCAGCUGACAACUCGAGCAAUGCCCCCGAAAACUUGAGCAAUGCGGCUAGCAACCCAAGCAAUGCCUCCGUCCACUUGAGCACCGUGGUGGGAAAUCCAAACAACGCACCUGGAAACCCAAGCAACGCACCCAGCAGCGCACCGAGCAACACAGACAAUGCACCAAGCAAGUGAAACAACUAUUUCUAGUUCUAUAAACUAUUGCAUAAGAUUAUAUAUGUACGCCCAAUAAUUAACUCGUAUCUUGCAUUAAUAGUUUAGUCCAAAAAAAUGACAUGUACAAGAAUUGGGCUAGACUUGUAAUUCAAGUUUUUUUUUUCUCAUCUAUAGCUUGGCUUCCUGGGGUUAAAAGACUCCUUGGAUGAAAAGAUGUAGUAAGUUUUACUUGGUAAUUAUUUGGUUUUAAAAUCAUAUGAAUAAAAUUUAAAG
Messenger RNA from Amaranthus tricolor (Joseph's coat), 883 nucleotides. RefSeq lists its product as uncharacterized. NCBI's taxonomy places the organism in Eukaryota, Viridiplantae, Streptophyta, Magnoliopsida, Caryophyllales, Amaranthaceae. The coding region runs from base 74 to 628 and encodes 184 amino acids. The transcript has 3 exons. The record is from RefSeq and is a predicted model, not a curated record.